GAUUGAGUUAGGUUAUGUUGUUUGUCAUCAGUCAUUUUCCUUUCGAGCUUUCGAUUAUAAUUCAGCUAUAUCAUGUUGAUCAAGCCUCUUGGUAAAUAAAAAAGUUAACUGUGUGGGUAUUUAAACGUGUUUCCGCCGCAAUCAAAGUAACCGAGAUCCAGUUGCUAUUUGCAGUAAGUACCUAACGCGGCGAAAGAAAAGUGUGUUACGUUCAAUAUUGCCCAGGGAAUCAAAGAGUAUAAUGCUUCAUCGAAAUUCUUACUUGAGUGAAAAGUUGGAGGAGAACUUUCGUUUCCACCGCUCACCUCAGUGAACAUUGAUCCUUUCCACUUUGCAUCUCUUUCACCCUUUUUCUGAAGUCUCUGAACUAAACUAGUUGCGAAUUGCGAAUCUACCUCUCUUUUAUCAUCUUCAACAGGGCGCUCUUCAUCAUGUCUUUCUAGUUUCAUUCCCUGGAAAAAGUUCUGCAUCAACCUUAAGAUGGCAACCCCUGACGCCAGCCAAGUUAGUUCUUUGCCUCUUCCGCCUGUCCAGUAUAUCAACAACUACACGGAUGAAAAUAUCAAGCGAGGCAGAGCUCCGAAACCGCCUCCACCUAUUGCGGACUCCUACACAAUGUUCGGCAAUCAAUUCAGUGCUGAUGACGUCAUAAUUCGGCCUUUAGAAAGUCAGGGAAUUAAACGGCUGUAUCCUCAACAUUUUGACCGAAGACGUGAAUUAAGGAAGUUGAACCACUCGCUUCUAGUAAAUUUCUUGGACCUGAUAGACUUGUUAGUUCAGUCUCCAGAUUCUCCGAGGAGAGCAGAAAAAGUUGAAGAUCUUAGUUUAUUGUUCAUUCAUAUUCAUCAUCUUUUGAAUGAAUUCAGGCCACAUCAAGCUCGAGAAACGCUGAGAGUCAUGAUGGAAAUGCAACGUAGGCAAACUUUAGAAGCCAUCAGUCGCUUCCAGAAACACUAUGACAAGGUGAUGGACAUCCUAAAUGAAGCCAUCCAAAUGCCUCCAGGAGCCAACUUAGAUAACAAAUUACUGGCAAGGACAGAAUUCUUCGAAGAAACCAAAAUGGAUGACAAAGAUGCAGAAACGCCGGAUGCAUGCUCGCCACAAGAUCAGUUGAUGUGUUCCAUCAUUGAUGCAAUGCAGUGAAUGUUUUCAAAACUGACACUCUGUAUGUUUCAGUUUUGUCUUUUGAGAAACAGAUAUCAACUUCAAUCAGGUUUUGAUUAUCUAAGCUGUGAUACACUGAGGUCGCACGUGACUUGGGUGCCACCAAACUUAGGACCAAUACUCUCAUUUCAUUACUUUUCUGUAAAUUUUGGAAUUUAGAACAGGGCAACACUUAUGCCAUUGGACUGAGUUUUCAGUAGCAGUUUCAAAACACGUAUAUAAGUUUGCAGGACAAGUAGGAAUAGAAAGGAGGGUGUCCCCAUUCAUUUUGAAGGAAGUUUGUGGCAAUUUUUAGUCGAAAAUAUCAGCACCGCAUUUAACGCAUCACAUUAAGGGUUUACUCAUGGCAUUGUCAAACACUCUUCUAAGUUUGCAAGACAAGUCGAAAUGGAAGGAAGGUGGACCAUGUGAAAGAAAAAUUAUGAUGGGCAUUUUUUUCCCUUAUUUACACUAGAAGCUCUCUUGAUGCAACUUAAGAUUUACUGUUUGCUUUUCAUAUUUUUAGUGCAUCAUACGUAAAUUUCAAGGCUCAUUUGUUCAAUAAUUGAUUGUGACUUUAACAAACAUGCUGUGGGUAUCGUUGCU
Messenger RNA from Bemisia tabaci, 1749 nucleotides. RefSeq names its product mediator complex subunit 7 (gene MED7). Gene Ontology annotation, molecular function: transcription coregulator activity. Gene Ontology annotation, biological process: regulation of transcription by RNA polymerase II. The record is from RefSeq and is a predicted model, not a curated record. Gene Ontology annotation, cellular component: mediator complex; core mediator complex. NCBI's taxonomy places the organism in Eukaryota, Metazoa, Arthropoda, Insecta, Hemiptera, Aleyrodidae.